Messenger RNA from Fonsecaea multimorphosa CBS 102226, 930 nucleotides. RefSeq lists its product as uncharacterized. Gene Ontology annotation, molecular function: acetate transmembrane transporter activity. The record is from RefSeq and is a predicted model, not a curated record. The transcript has 6 exons. The coding region runs from base 1 to 930 and encodes 309 amino acids. NCBI's taxonomy places the organism in Eukaryota, Fungi, Ascomycota, Eurotiomycetes, Chaetothyriales, Herpotrichiellaceae. Gene Ontology annotation, cellular component: plasma membrane.
AUGGCGGCUGAACUUCAACACACUCCUACCUCCACGGAGAGGGACAUGAUCGAGGAGAAGCCAGGCUUGUCGCACACCAUGUCUUCAGGCGCGAUCUCUAUCAGUCCAGAACUUUUCGAAAAGCUCUACCUUACUCCCAAAGUUCCCCAUCCCGGCGACAACAUCAAGAAAUUCGCCAACCCGACUCCUCUCGGUUUUGUUGGCUUCGUGAUCUCCACCAUGACCUUUGCCAUGGUCAUGAUGGGCUGGGGUGGCGCCAGCGGCCUCUCACCUGUGGUCGGUAUCUUCUUCUUCGUCGGCCCGGUCCUCCUCAUCUUGACAGUAAUCUUCGAAUGGAUCAUGGGCAACUUCUUCUCCAUGAUGGUUUGCGGUCUCUUUGCUGUCUUCUGGCUCUCCUUCGGCAUGCUCCAGCUGCCCACGCUCGGUCUCGCGACGCCGUACUCGCCCAGUGGAACCAACGCCGUGGUUGGAUCAGCCUCAAAGGAGUACAACGCUGUCAUCGCCCUGUACUUGAUUGUAUGGGGAUUCGCGUUGUUUACCUUUUUCAUCUUUACGCUCAAGACGAAUCUUGUGUUUGCGCUCAUCUUUUUGUUCGUUACUCUCGGCGCGUGGGUCUUGAGCGCUGCCUACUGGAAAGUCAGCACCGGAGAUUAUGUUAAUGCUGGACAUUUGCAAAAGAACGCAUCUGUUGCGAUCGUUGGCUAUUCGAAAAUCGUCUGUGUUCUGGUGGUGCAACGGGACGCUAACAUUGGGAAAUCGAAACAGACUGGCGGGGCUCUGCUCUUUGUGGUCGGCUGUCUGGGCUGGUAUAUGACUUUUGUCAUGAUGGCCGCCGAGAUGCGUCUCGCCAUCAAACUGCCCGUGGGCGACCUGAGCCACUUCUGGCCGAGGACGGACGUGGAGAUGGGCCGGGCCGAGAAGCAGGCCUAA